Coregonus sp. 'balchen' is the source of this 17077-nucleotide messenger RNA. Lineage: Eukaryota; Metazoa; Chordata; Actinopteri; Salmoniformes; Salmonidae. The record is from the annotation of a GenBank genome assembly.
GUAAUCCAGUACCAAACAGUGCGUUAUGACACAUUACCUCUGUCGCCUGUGUCCAGAAACAGACUCAGUAAGUAUCCUUUCACUUUCAGUGUCUAAAAGAAGGUCAAAGGGUCUUAGCCUGGUCCCAGAUCUGUUUGUAAUGUUUUAAUGUACAAAACACACAUACAAAAGACAACAUACAGAUACACACGAACAUCACACUUGCCCAGACCCACUUGUUCUCACCCCUAUCUCCAGUGCCUGCACAACUCUCUGCCACGUCCUCUUAUUGCACCAUUUUGUUCCUCCGUCGCCCACACUCUUACAAUAUUUAGAUAAUGAAGCAUAUGAUUUUUCCAUUGUCUUAAUGAUUCAGGAUUGGUUGUUUUCCACUUAAGUAUGUUUUUUUUUAACCAGGAUAAUUGACGAGAAGAGUAUCGUCCAACCCAUCGGGUAUCUUCAAUAUGUACCCAUUGUUCCUCUUUAGUGCAUUUUUUGUUACCCCUUUUUCUCCCAAUUUCGUGAUAUCCAAUUGGUAGUUACAGUCUUGUCCCAUCGCUGCAACUCCCCUACGGACUCGGGAGAGGCUAAGGUCGAGAGCCAUGUGUCCUCUGAAACAUGACCCUGCCAAGCCGCACUGCUCACUUAACCCGGAAGCCAGCCGCAACCAAUGUGUCGGAGGAAACACGUACAACUGGCAACCGAAGUCAGCUUGCAGGCGUCCAGCCCGCCACAAGGAGUCGCUAGAGUGCGAUAGGAUAAGGAAAUCCCGGCCAGCCAAACCCUCCCCUAACCCAGACGACGCUGGGCCAAUUGUGUGCCGGCUGUGACACAGCCUGGGAUCGAACCCGGGGCUGUAGUGAAGCCUCAAGCACUGCCUUAGACCGCUGCGCCACUCAGGAGGCCUCUUUAGUGCAUUUAACAAUAUGUCUCAAGUAAAAGCCUUGGGUGGUGAGUUGAUACAAUUCCAAGUCUGAGAGGGUAAAACCACCCUCAGACUUAGGGAGAUGUGAACUUUUAUUCUGAGUUUUAUUUGCCCAUAAAGACUUAUGGCAGAGUAUACUUUUUAAAGUAUGUCUUCAGUGGGGUAAUUGGUAUUACCGAGAAUAAAUAUAAAAACUUUGGGAGCCAUGCCAUUCUGAAGAGGUUUAUUCUACCUGUAAGAUUUAUGGGAAGAUUGUUCCAUUUUAAAUAGAUCUGCUUUCAUAUUGUUGAGUAAUGGGAUAAAUGUGUCUUUUUAUAUUUGUUUGUUGUUUCUUAUUAAGCAUCCUAAGUAUUUAAUAUUUGUUUGUGGUCCACUUAACGGAUUGCUGUAGAUCAUGAGUUAUUCUUUUUAUUUUACCUAUUGCCAUUAUUUCCGUUUUUUUACAUGUUAGUUUUAUAUCCUGAGAUUUUAGUGUAAUGAAAAUGUUUUUAACAAAGGGGGCAUUGAAUUUUCAAUAUUGGUCAGGUAUAUCAGGAGAUCAUCGGCAAAUAAGUUUAGUUUAUAUUCAUGUUUACCAAUACUGAUAGCUGUUAGGUUUGGGUCCUGUCUAAUUCUUUCUGCAAUUGCCAGUGCAAACAGGAGAGGGGAGAGAAGACAUCUCUGUCUUGCGCCCCUUUCUAAAGCAAUUUCAGAUGAUAAUGUAUUAUUUGUGUAUAUUUUUGCUUUAGGAUAUUUAUAAUAUUUUUAUUACAUUUAUAUUUCAGCUGGAAGGCUUGCAAAGUUUUGAAGAGAAAAAUACCAUUCAAGACUGUCGAAAGCCUUUGACAUCAACAGCCAUUAUUGAUAAAUCUAUAUCUUGUUUUUUAGCGUAUUGUAUCGUACUGAAACAUGUUCUUGUAUUUGUUUGUAAAUGUCUAUUUUUAAUAAACCCUGUUUGAUUAAUAUGUGUGAAGUCUAAACUAUUAUUGUCGUUGUCAUGACAUUGAAAGUAAGGGUUUCUGCUACAAAACAAACAGAUCUGGGACCAGGCUAUGACAGUAGGAGUUGUUGGUAUUACUGAACAAAUAGAUGUUGGACCAGGCUAGAGACCAGAGAUCUAUGGCUUUGAAAUGUUACUUAUUUAGUUUUCUCUCUCUGUGAUUUUGACUGUAAUUGGACUUGGGCUCUUGCUCAUCAGAUGCAGUCAAGAGGAAGAUUCUGGUGCUGGACCUUGACGAGACCCUAAUCCACUCCCACCAUGAUGGGGUGGUUAGACCCAAAGUGAGACCAGGCACUCCACCGGACUUCAUCCUAAAGGUAUUGGCCUGGAUGUUCACUGUCUGACUGAUUUAAUUAGCGUUGUGCUGUCACCUUGUCAACACACACACACCAGACUGACUCACACUCAUUGUUCACUCAUUCAGUCCAGGAAUGAGUCUCCUAACCUUACCAGUUCUCUUUUAUUCAUAUUCUCUCCUUUCUCUCCCAUGAAGGUGGUAAUCGACAAACAUCCUGUCAGGUUUUCUGUACAUAAAAGACCACAUGUGGACUUCUUCUUAGAAGUGGUAAGUGAUUGGCCUGUUGUCAACAUCCAAAUAAGUAAAAUAUCGUAGCAAGUAUGAACAUUAUGGAGGAUUAAUUGGCUAUUCAAAUAAGCUUUGGUUGUAGGAUUUCAAGCAGCUAAAUACUUUUUUGUUAGCAUCUUGUUUAUUCUCUCUGCAGUGUUUCUUGGUGCCAAAAACUGGUUAGAGUUGUGGUUUGAAUAAAGGACUGUAUCUUGAUGUUUGAGGCUAUCGUGGUGGUGUCCAUUAAAACACAGAGAGGAGGAUGGCACUUAAAUGGGCUGGUGCCUGUUUUAUUAUUGCAGUUUAAAUCAUGAAAUUAUAUUGCAGGAUGAGUGGAUAUUAGGACGAUUUCGGUAAAAGGAUGGUUAACUGGGAAAACAAGGAAAGAAAAAAAUACAUGAGUGAUUUUGAUAUAAGGUAAAACAAAUGCAAAUGGACAUCAUGAAAAUGAUCGGAGAGGUUGAGGUUAGAGGAAGUUCAGGAGUAAGAACAAACAAAAUAGAAUUAUUGUAAAAUUGACUGUGUCCAUAAAAUGUAUAUAGUAUGUAUAAGUUGGAAGUAGAGGCCUAAGCAUUGUUGUUCACUAGUUUACUCAAAUUAGGGAAGGGGUGGUGGGGUUGGAAAGUAAUAAAGGGAAAUAUUUUUUUUUUUAAAGGAUAUGUGUAUAUAAACUCAGCAAAAAAAGAAACGUCCUCUCACUGUCAACUGCGUUUAUUUUCAGCAAACUUAACAUGUGUAAAUAUUUGUAUGAACAUAACAAGAUUCAACAACUGAGACAUAAACUGAUCAAGUUCCACAGACAUGACUAACAGAAAUGGAAUAAUGUGUCCCUGAACAAAGGGGGGGUCAAAAUCAAAAGUAACAGUCAGUAUCUGGUGUGGCCACCAUCUGCAUUAAGUACUACAGUGCAUCUCCUCCUCAUGGACUGCACCAGAUUUGCCAGUUCUUGCUGUGAGAUGUUACCCCACUCUUCCACCAAGGCACCUGCAAGUUCCCUGACAUUUCUGGGGGGAAUGGCCCUAGCCCUCCGAUCCAACAGGUCCCAGACAUGCUCAAUGGGAUUGAGAUCCGGGCUCUUCGCUGGCCAUGGCAGAACACUAACAUUCCUGUCUUGCAGGAAAUCACGCACAGAACGAGCAGUAUGGCUGGUGGCAUUGUCAUGCUGGAGGGUCAUGUCAGGAUGAGCCCGCAGGAAGGGUACCACAUGAGGGAGGAGGAUGUCUUCCCUGUAACGCACAACGUUGAGAUUACCUGCAAUGACAACAUGCUCAGUCCGAUGAUGCUGUGACACACCGCCCCAGACCAUGACGGAUCCCCCACCUCCAAAUCGAUCCCGCUCCAGAGUACAGGCCUCGGUGUAACGCUCAUUCCUUCGACGAUAAACGCGAAUCCGACCAUCACCCCUGGUGAGACAAAACCGUGACUCGUCAGUGAAGAGCACUUUUUGCCAGUCCUGUCUGGUCCAGCGACGGUGGGUUUGUGCCCAUAGGCGACGUUGUUGCCUGUGAUGUCUGGUGAGGACCUGCCUUACAACAGGCCUACAAGCCCUCAGUCCAGCCUCUCUCAGCCUAUUGCGGACAGUCUGAGCACUGAUGGAGGGAUUGUGCGUUCCUGGUGUAACUCGGGCAGUUGUUGUUGCCAUCCGGUACCUGUCCCGCAGGUGUGAUGUUUGGAUGUACCGAUCCUGUGCAGGUGUUGUUACACAUGGUCUCCCUGUAGCGCUGUCUUAUGCGUCUCACAGUACGGACAUUGCAAUUUAUUGCCCUGGCCACAUCUGCAGUCCUCAUGCCUCCUUGCAGCAUGCCUAAGGCACGUUCACGCAGAUGAGCAGGGACCCUGGGCAUCUUUCUUUUGGAGUUUUUUCAGAGUCAGUAGAAGGGCCUCUUUAGUGUCCUAAGUUUUCGUAACUGUGACCUUAAUUGCAUACCGUCUGUAAGCUGUUAGUGUCUUAACGACUGUUCCACAGGUGCAUGUUCAUUAAUUGUUUAUGGUUCAUUGAACAAGCAUGGGAAACCGUGUUUAAACCCUUUACAAUGAAGAUCUGUGAAGUUAUUUGGAAUUGUACUAAUUAUCUUUGGAAGACAGGGUCCUGAAAAAGGGACGUUUCUUUUUUUGCUGAGUGUAUGUGUGUGUGUGUAUGUAUAUAUAUGUAUGUAUGUAUGUACAGUUUACAUACACUUAGGUUGGAGUAAUAAAACUCGUUUUUCAACCACUCCACAAAUUUCUUGUUAACAAACUAUAGUUUUGGCAAGUCGGUUAGGACAUCUACUUUGUGCAUGACACAAGUAAUUUUUCCAACAAUUGUUUACAGACAGAUUAUUUCACUUACAAUUCACUGUUUCACAAUUCCAGUGGGUCAGAAGUUUACUUACACUAAGUUGACUGUGCCUUUAAACAGCUUGGAAAGUUCCAGUAAAUGAUGUCAUGGCCUUAGAAGCUUCUGAUAGGCUAAUUGACAUCAUUUGAGUCAAUUGGAGUUGUACCUGUGGAUGUAUUUCAAGGCCUACCUUCAAACUCAGUGCCUCUUUGCUUGACAUCAUGGGAAAAUCAAAAUAAAUCAGCCAAGACCUCAGGAAAAAAAAUGGUAGACCUCCACAAGUCUGGUUCAUCCUUGGGAGCAAUUUACAAAUGCCUGAAGGUACCACGUUCAUCUGUACAAACAAUAGUAUGCAAGUAUAAACACCAUGGGACCAUGCGGCCGUCAUGCCGCUCAGGAAGGAGACGCGUUCUGGAUCCUAGAGAUUAAUGUACUUUGGUGCGAAAAGUGCAAAUCAAUCCCAGAACAACAGCAAAGGACCUUGUGAAGAUGCUGGAGGAAACAGGUACAAAAGUAUCUAUAUCCACAGUAAAACGAGUCCUAUAUCGACAUAACCUGAAAGGCCGCUCAGCAAGGAAGAAGCCACUGCUCCAAAACCGCCAUUAAAAAAGCCAGACUACGGUUUGCAACUGCACAUGGGGACAAAGAUUGUACUUUUUGGAGAAAUGUUCUCUGGUCUGAUGAAACAAAAAUAGAACUGUUUGGCCAUAAUGACCAUCAUUAUGUUUGGAGGGGGAGGGGGGGCUUGCAAGCCGAAGAACACCAUCCCAACCGUGAAGCACGGGGGUGGCAGCAUCAUGCUGCGGGGGUGCUUUGCUGCAGGAGGGUCUGGUGCACUUCACAAAAUAGAUGGCAUCAUGGGGAAGGAAAAUUAUGUGGAUAUAUUGAAGCAACAUCUCAAGACAUCAGUCAGGAAGUUUUAAAGCUUGGUCGCAAAUGGAUCUUCCAAAUGGACAAUGACCCCAAGCAUACUUCCAAAGUUGUGGCAAAAUGGUAAUAUGGCAAUAAAGUGGUGAUCCUAACUGACCUAAGACGGGAUUUUUACUAGGAUUAAAUGUGAGGAAUUGUGAAAAACUGAGUUUAAAUGUAUUUGGCUAAGGUGUAUGUAAACUUCCGACUUAAACUGUAUAUGUGUGUGUAUAUAUAUAUAUAUUUGCGAGAAAAUAAAACAUGGGGGAUUGGAAGUGAUGCAGACAAUUACAUUGAUGUAAGUUACAAUCUAUCUGCAAUAUUAAAGCUGAUCUACCCCUAGAAAAAAUAAAAAUAAAAAUGCAUAUAAAUGUACUCAUAAAUCUCAUAACAUUUCAAAGGAAUAUCACAGGAGUGAAACUUAAGCAAUGGGUUAAAACGUGAGUAAAAUAAAUAUAAAUGGUAAACAAAUAUAAAUUAGUAACAGUAAAUGUUCUCAAUCACAUUAUAAUACAAAUCAAGAAAUAAGAACUUACGAGGUCAAUAAAUGCAUCCAAAACACAAAGGAAAGGUUACAAGAGAAAAGGUGUCUUGUAACAAACACUUGCAAACUGAAAAGGUAAGGUCUGCCACGCUGAUGCUUCUUCUUUUUCUUUGGUAUCAUGGCGUUCGCACAUUUUGUUUGUUCAUGCCACUACCUACUGUGUGGGAGUGUGUAGUCGAUCACAUUACAUUUUGUGAUACAAAAAUAAAAAGGACCACCAACUAACCCUACUCUGAGUGUACUAAACAUUACCAACACCUUCCUAAUAUUGAGUUGCAACCCCUGUUGCCCUCAGAACAGCCUCAAUUCGUCGGGGUAUGGACUCUACAAGGUGUCAUAAGUGUGGUCCUCUGUAGCGCAAUUGGUAGAGCAUGGCGCUUGUAACACCAGGGUAGUGGGUUCGAUCCCCGGGACCACCCAUACGUAAAAAUUUAUGCACACAUGACCGUAAGUCGCUUUGGAUAAAAGCGUCUGCUAAAUGGCUUAUUAUUUAUUAUUUAAAAGCAUUCCACAGGGAUGCUGGCCCAUGUUGAUGUCCAAUGCUUCCUUCCCACAGCUUUCAAAUUGGCUGGAUGUCCUUUGGGUGGUGGACCAUUCGUGAUACACAUGGGAAACUGUUGAGUGUGAAAAGCCCAGCAACGUUGCAGUUCUUGAAACAUUCAAACUGGUGUGCCUGGCAUCUACUACCAUACCCCGCACUUAAAUAUUCUGUCUUGCCCAUUCACCCUCUGAAUGGUACACAAACAAUCAAUGUCUCAAUGGUCUCAAGACUUAAAAAUCCUUCUUUAACCUGUCUUCUCCCCUUCAUCUACACUGAGUGAAGUGGAUUUAACAAGUGACAUCAAUAAGGGAUCAUAUCUUUCACCUGGUCAGUCUAUGUCAUGGAAAGAGCAGGUGUUUUGUACACUGUCUAUACCACUAUUUCCUAAAAAUGAUAAAAACACCACCCCAUUACACUACUAAUGACCGUAACUGAUCUUAUACCAGGCCAACGGCCUGGGAGGACAGGACUCUUUCGUUCCACACACCUUGUAAUUAUUUUGCAGUAAACCCUCGUACACCCAAAUACUUCUCUGCGGCUGCCACCACAUCUAUUUUCUGUGAUUUCCAUUCUAUUUUUGCGGUACAGUUGAUAACCAUGGCAAGAAGAAGCAAACCUUACCGAAGCAGAAAUUCGUAUCACUUUGUAUUGCCCAAGGCCUAGUACUCACCUUUGACCUAUCCUCUACUCCAGCGUUUCCCAAACUCGGUCCUCGGGACCCCAAGGGGUGCACGAUUUGGUAUUUGCCCUAACACCUACACAGCUGAUUUGAAAUUCUAAAGGCUUGACGAUUAGUUGAUUGUUUGAAUCAGCUGUGUAGUGCUAGGGAAAAACAAACAAAACCCUGCUCUACUCUUCACAGCCUCAGCAUAUGACACCUUCUGUUCUACUCUGACCCUGGCAGCCUCAACCUGUCUCUCUCACACUGGGCACUUCUGAUCGCCAGCAACAUGGGCACCCCGACAAUUUACAGUUUUUUCCACUGAUACUACACAUUUCUUUGUCCCAUGCUCUCCUGCACACUUCUCACAUCUCGGAACCUCCUUCCUACACACUGCUGCAACAUGACCAUAAGCUUGGCAUCUGAAACACUUUAAUGGGUUCGGCACAAAAGCUCUCACAGGAUAACUGACAUAUCCUAACAUGACUUUGUCAGGUAGGCUGCUUCAAAACUCAAUGACAGACAGUGUCUUCUCAGUUUUACCACACUCGCCACACUGAUUAGGGACAGGUGUGUGUAUUUAAAGCUGGUGAAGGAGCUGAAGUCCCGGCUCUGCUGGAGGGGAAUUGGACAGGGAAUGGUGCUUGGUGAUAGGAAGAGGGGGACUGUCAGUCAGGGUAGGGGAAAUUUGACAACCGUUAUGAGGACACAUUUAUUUGUAAAAAGUGUAUUGAGCUAGCAAUCAAUACAUUUUCAUUUUGGGGUUGUGGACUAUACAGUUAAUCUAUUUUGUUUAUUAUUUCUAAUUAUUUUGUGCACAUUUGUUUGGAGCUCUCUUGGCUGUUUGUGUGAGAUGUAACUCCUCUAUUGUUUUAGGUGAGUCAGUGGUAUGAGCUGGUGGUUUUCACGGCCAGUAUGGAAAUAUAUGGCUCAGCCGUGUCUGACAAGCUAGACAGGGACAUCCUGAAACGAAGAUACUACAGACAGGUAAACAAACCCACUCACUGGUUCACUUCAGCUCUGUGCAGUUAUGCACCCUGCUCAGUCUUACACUCUGAGGGCUGGUUUCCCGGAUACAGAUUAUGCCUCAUCCUACCCUAAAAAGCACUUUCAAUGAAAAUUCUGAAUGUCUCUGUCAUUAUUUAGAGGUUCUCUCUAUGUACAGUUAGACUUAUCACUCUUUUGCAACAUAUAAAACUCAAGUUUAUCACUCUUUUUUUAUUCUCUAUCUAGCACUGUACAUUGGAUCUGGGUAGUUAUAUUAAAGAUCUUUCUGUGGUGCACAACGAUCUAUCUAGCGUAGUCAUCCUGGACAACUCGCCUGGAGCCUACCGCAGCCACCCUGGUAAGGAGCUGUUACCAUGUUAUAAUGACUACAUGUUAGGCUUGGGCAAUAAACUGUUUAUACCGUAUACCAGGGUAUUUCCAAAUACCAAUGGUAUGAUUUUCAAUAAAAUUAAGAAAGAAAAAAAGUAACUCGGGGGGCUACACCACUGCCUAUAACGAUACGUUAAGUGUAACUGUAAGAAAUCGAAGAUGUGUCAAAUAAAUUAUAUCCAGCUCAGGGCUCCAGCUUUGCAUUUCGUUUGCAAUGUGGCUAGUUGUCAAGAUCAAGCUUUUUGGUUACAGCAGUCAUUCUAGCCUGAGUACCAGUCUCUUUAGCUAACAUUCCACUCCUGCCACUCCUUGUCAUUGCUAAAGAGACUGGCCUUUCUGCCAUCUUCAUAUAUGAACAUUCCAUAAUUAAUGAGCUCGAGGAGAACAGAGGAGUUCAUCCUGACUCGAUAACCCUCACAGCUAUCCUCUAAUCACAACAAUUAUCAAAAUAUUGGAACUCUAUCACUUUUUUCUCUCCACAGAACACAUUGGUAUCCGGUUGUUAAGCAACCAUUUUUUGUUUGUCCAGACGAAACCAGACCAUCAAAAUAAACGCCAGUCUCUUUGGCAAUGACAUGGAGUGGCAAUGAGUUGAAUGUUAGCUAAAAUGACUGGUACCCAGACUAGAGACAUUAAAUCCCUUCCUGGAUCAAGAUCCCUGUUGCCUAAAUUGUUUUGUGCGUCCCCCCAAUUUUCUAUUAAUUUUCUAUAGCGCCCCUUGUGUGCACUUCCGGUAACACUGUAUACCCCGGUAUGGUACAGAAACGGUAUGAUAAUCUGGAUACCGCCCAACCCUACUACAUGUACAGGUAACUGUCAAAAUGAAGGAAACACUUGAGUAAAUGAGGGAUACAAAGUAUAUUGAAAGAAGGUGCUUCCACACAGGUGUGGUUCCUGCGUUAAAGGAACGAUUUACCCAUUUUGAAUGUUAUACUGUUUUUGUGCAUCUCUGAGCGAUGUUCCAUUGAUUCCCGGGGUUAUUUCAUGUUUUAAUGUGUAUCUGAGCUAUUGCUGUUCAAGCAGGCAGAAAUUCAGCCGGUAUGACGUAGCAUUGCGUUUAAUCCGCUCUCACUACACUGGAAGUUAAUAGGAAGACUUUUAGGUCGCGAAAAUGUCCGAUUUCAAUACUGGCCGAUGUCAUAACGCGGGAGGUUGUCUUCUCUCGAAUGAGCCAUUGAUCAUAUUUUUGCAAUAUUCCUACCUCGAAAUGUGUAAUUUAAGAGAGUCCACCACAUUUCUCCUAUUUGUCUGCCUCUUCAGUCCAGAGUGCAUUGCAUGGUGCCGUUGCGAAUGUCAGACUCCACUCUGCGAGGCACAUCUAUCUGCAGGUUCAACAUGGUGAGAUUGUAGACUCUGAAAGUGCAGUUUGUUUAGGCGAUUUUACAGCUAAUUAGCUACUUCACAUGCUGAUAUUGACUUUGGUAUUAUUGUGUGUGUAGCUGCGUUUGCUUGCUGCCCAGCCAGUCCAUAUAGAGCAUUGCAUUGUGGGUUUUGUAGUCGACUUGAACUGCAACAAAUUUCCACAACAAUUUUCACGUUGCUGUCAACCUUAUUAUAACGACAAAAUGUGUUCACAAAAAAUAUUAUUCUAACAAAUUAGUGUUAUUUAACACUGUAAAUUAUAGGAAUGAUUGGUUUUGGGUGGAUUUUUCCAUUAAUUAAGCUUAGGGUAAAGUCCUGCAUCGGAUCGGAUACCUACAGUUCCCCGCGGAUGACCCGCGGGUGGAACGAAAACAUUUCAACCCGCGGGUCGGCAUGCGGUUCAGAACAAAUAUAUUGCGGGUCGGAAUGUUUUAAAUCAAGAUAAUAAACGUUUUACAAAUCCAGGAGCUUGUAUUGCAUAGUAGCCUACGCCUAGAUACACAGCCUGCAAAAAGCAGGUAUUUGUUUGCGAUAAUUCAGUUAAUUAUUACAGUAAUUCAGGCUUUCGUUCAGACCAUUUGCAGGCAAAAAGUUUUAACCUGUGCGGCUGGUAAAACUUUGAGGAUAAAUGUAGGCUAUUUUUGCAGCCCAUAGCCUAUUUGAUUCUCUAAAUUAUCUAUUUAAGUUUCAAUUAAAAUGUUUAUUUGAUGAUCUAAGCAAUAUUGAAUGUAAAGGUUUUCUUAUGUUGGCUAUAGGCUUUCAUUAGGUAAGAAGGAUCAUUAGAAAGCUCUUAUUUUUUUCAAAGCGAUUUGAGUUGAUAAUUUGCCGCAUCGUAUUAAUUCAUGGCAGGGUUUCCUUUUGUCCAAAUGUUGGAUAGACAUGCAGACAAAUUAAUUCAGGCAGGGAAGGGGAAUAGCCUAAUAGCCUGGAGUCAUAAAAACAAUUAAAUAAAUUGAUGUUAUUUGGCGGGUCACGGAUCGGCUCUCGGAACAAUUCUAUGCGGGUGGGUCAGGUUGGAGAUACAUUUUCCCUGAUGUCGGGUAUUGGGUGGGGCUCGGAAUUGAUGUGGCCGGCACGGGGCGGGUGCAGCUCAAAAAAACAGACCCAUGCAGGACUCUAGCAUAAGGUCAUGUAUGACAAUGCCCAGUUACCCAUCAUUUUGGAUACCAUAGCUAGAAGAAGAGAUCUCAGUGACUUUGUGGUGUCAAAGGAGCAUAGGGGGUUUAAAUGGUGUGUGCCUCAGUCACCAGAUCUCAACCCAACUGAACAUGUGUGGGAGAUUCUGGAGCAGCUAUGGAGCGAUGUCAGUGCCAACAGAAAUUGCAUUUGAAUUCCAUCAUUUUGAAUUUGUAUUAGGAUAUUGAAUUUGAAUUCAAUAUUUUAGAAUUUGUAAUGCACAUUGAAUCAUUGAAUUCAUAAAUUGAACGUGUAUUUCAUGAUUUGAAACUGAAUUGAAUGAAUAUUGCAUUGUUUUAAAAUUUAUUUCAAUUUAAUUUAAUAUUCAAACAGAUAUUUGUUUCAUUUCAAUAUGGUAUAUAUUGCAUUCAUUGUCUGUAUCAAGUUUACAAACUAUCAUUUAAGGUUUAUCAAAGUUUCAUACAGUGGGGAGAACAAGUAUUUGAUACACUGCCGAUUUUGCAGGUUUUCCUACUUACAUAGCAUGUAGAGGUCUGUAAUUUUUAUCAUAUGUACACUUCAACUGUGAGAGACGGAAUCUAAAACAAAAAUCCAGAAAAUCACAUUGUAUGAUUUUUAAGUACCGGUAAUUCAUUUGCAUUUGAUUGCAUGACAUAAGUAUUUGAUACAUCAGAAAAGCAGAACUUAAUAUUUGGUACAGAAACCUUUGUUUGCAAUUACAGAGAUCAUACGUUUCCUGUAGGUCUUGACCAGGUUUGCACACACUGCAGCAGGGAUUUUGGCCCACUCCUCCAUACAGACCUUCUCCAGAUCCUUCAGGUUUCGGGGCUGUCACUGGGCAAUACGGACUUUCAGCUCCCUCCAAAGAUUUUCUAUUGGGUUCAGGUCUGGAGACUGGCUAGGCCACUCCAGGACCUUGAGAUGCUUCUUACGGAGCCACUCCUUAGUUGCCCUGGCUGUGUGUUUCGGGUCGUUGUCAUGCUGGAAGACCCAGCCACGACCCAUCUUCAAUGCUCUUACUGAGGGAAGGAGGUUGUUGGCCAAGAUCUCGCGAUACAUGGCCCCAUCCAUCCUCCCCUCAAUACGGUGCAGUCGUCCUCUCCCCUUUGCAGAAAAGCAUCCCCAAAGAAUGAUGUUUCCACCUCCAUGCUUCCCGGUUGGGAUGGUGUUCUUGGGGUUGUACUCAUCCUUCUUCUUCCUCCAAACACGGCGAGUGGAGUUUAGACCAAAAAGCUCUAUUUUUGUCUCAUCAGACCACAUGACCUUCUCCCAUUCCUCCUCUGGAUCAUCCAGAUGGUCAUUGGCAAACUUCAGACGGGCUUGGACAUGCGCUGGCUUGAGCAGGGGGACCUUGUGUGCGCUGCAGGAUUUUAAUCCAUGACGGCGUAGUGUGUUACUAAUGGUUUUCUUUGAGACUGUGGUCCCAGCUCUCUUCAGGUCAUUGACCAGGUCCUGCCGUGUAGUUCUGGGCUGAUCCCUCACCUUCCUCAUGAUCAUUGAUGCCCCACGAGGUGAGAUCUUGCAUGGAGCCCCAGACCGAGGUUGAUUGACCGUCAUCUUGAACUUCUUCCAUUUUCUAAUAAUUGCACCAACAGUUGUUGCCUUCUCACCAAGCUGCUUGCCUAUUGUCCUGUAGCCCAUCCCAGCCUUGUGCAGGUCUACAAUUUUAUCCCUGUCCUUACACAGCUCUCUGGUCUUGGCCAUUGUGGAGAGGUUGGAGUCUGUUUGAUUGAGUGUGUGGACAGGUGUCUUUUAUACAGGUAACGAGUUCAAACAGGUGCAGUUAAUACAGGUAAUGAGUGGAGAACAGGAGGGCUUCUUAAAGAAAAACUAACAGGUCUGUGAGAGCCGGAAUUCUUACUGGUUGGUAGGUGAUCAAAUACUUAUGUCAUGCAAUAAAAUGCAAAUUAAUUACUUAAAAAUCAUACAAUGUGAUUUUCUGGAUUUUUGUUUUAGAUUACGUCUCUCACUGUUGAAGUGUACCUAUGAUAAAAAUUACAGACCUCUACAUGCUUUGUAAGUAGGAAAACCUGCAAAAUCGGCAGUGUAUCAAAUACUUGUUCUCCCCACUGUAUGUUCAACCUCUCAGAUGCAUUCAGAUUCAGUUUUCAAAUUCAGUUCUCUAAAUUCAGAUUUAAAACCAGAGACAACAUCCUGGUACUUUGCCAGCCAGGAAAGGUAGAGGAGAACGGAUCAAAUCAAACGCUCUCUGUGGUAAACAGAAGCUUCUGGCGGUUUCUGAAGCCAAUAUGGCAUGUUGAAUUUAUUUUCUUCCUAUGAAUUUGGAUCUAGCGUUUGAACAGUUUUGGCUAUAAGCUAUUAUUUGACUUAGAGAUCACGGCAUCAAUAUAACUGCCUGGGUUCGAAAUCAGGCCUAAUGCACAACACUUUCAGUGGCAAGCAGAAGGAUCUGUGCACCCCAUUUAAUGAGUGCAACAGAGGUGGUUUGGUGAUCCAUGCAUGUGAUGAGCAACCUUGCCUGAGACCUGAAGAGAUGUGUUAGUUUGACUAAUGAGGUUCUUACCCAGGUCUCCUGUGUGCCAGACAAUGCAACUUUUCAGGUCUCAGACAAGUUACUCAUCACGCGAGCGUGGUCACCGAACCACCUGUGGUUACACUUCACCCCCCUUUGACCACCUCCUUGAAGAGACCCAUCCAAGUCACAGGACCAAUGCCUAGCCUUUAUCUCAGCCAUCUAACAGUCACAGUACCCUUAUAAUGACUAACCUUACCAGAGACUUGAAACUAACACAUCUAACAUGUCAAACUAAUACGUCUUCAGGUUGCUCAUCACAAGCAUGUAUCACCAAACCACAGUGUUUUGAUGAGUAACCUUGCUGGAUCUUGAAGUCUUGUAUUAGUGUAGCAGAUGGGGAUCUGUGGAACUCACUCCUCAGAAUGAAGGGUCGCCCCUUGCGCAAUUGAAAAAAGUCUUUUUUAAGAGCACGAUGGGUUGGAAUGCUUCAGGAGGGCGAUCAUGUGUGUGUAAGGCAGAAGUCCUGAGUUUGAUCUUGGUACUGUAUGAGCUGAGUCAGGGGGAAGUGGUACUCGUUAAGCAAGAAGCAGGUUGUCCUUUGCAUGAACUUCCUGAACUUAUCCCUAUAGGCUUUAGCUAAGUGGGCUAACAUAGUCUUGUGACAUGUAGGAGACCUGGUUCAAACCCAGUCAGUCACAAGAGCAAGAUUAAAUAGGGAGUGGAAAGGCUAUCCUUAGAAGGGCUAUGACAGGGCUAUUCAACUAUAUUCUUAUGGGGGCAAAUUGUGACACUCUUGUAAUGUGUUCUGCGCAGCCUGUGAUCAUAAUAAAGAGUAACAUCCAUGUUCCAGAGAGUCUUAGCUUUCAGGAAUGGGGUCAUAAUAGUUUAUAGCCAAAACGGUUCAAACGCUAGAGCCAAAUUCAUAGGAAGAAAAUAAAUUCAACAUACCACAUUGGCUUCAGAAACUGCCAGAAGCUUCAGUUUUACCACAGAGAGCGUUUGAUCUGUUCAUCUCUACCCUUCCUGGCUGGCAAAGUACCAGGAUGUUAUCUCUGGUUGAAUCUGAAUUUAGAGAACUGAAUUUGAAAACUGAAUCUGAGUGCAUCUGAGAAGUUGAAUAGGCUAUAUGAAACUAAAACUUGAAAUUAUAGUUUAAACUUGAUACAGAGACAAUGAAUGCAAUAUCUACCAUAUUGAAACUGAAUAUGUAAAUACUGGAUUAGAAUAUUCAAAUAAUUGAAUUUUAAGACUUAAUGCAAUAUUCAUUCAAUUCGGUUUCAAAUCAUGAAAUACAAGUUCAAUUUAUAAAUUCAAUGAUUCAAAAUCAAAUGUUAUGUCACAUGCUUCGUAAACAACAGGUGUGGACUAACAGUGAAAUGCAUAUUUAUGCAGAGAGAAAGAAAAUAGAGAAAUAAUAGAAAAGUAGAACACGUAAUAAUUAAAGUAAUUGAUUCACAAUGAGUAACGAUAACUUGGCUAUAUACAAGGGGUACCAGUACCGAGUCGAUGUGCAGGGGUACAAGGUAAUUGAGGUAGAUAUUCAAUAUCCAAAAUGGGAUUCAAAUAUAAUUUCUGUUGGCACUGAAAUCGCUCCAUAAGCGGCGCCUGAGACGGCGUUUUCCACCACCAUAAACAAAACACCAAAUGAUGGAAUUUCUCGUGGAAGAAUGGUGUCACAUCCAUCCAAUAGAGUUCCAGACACAGAAUCUAUGCCAAGGUAUAUUGAAGCUGUUCUGGUGGCUCGUGGUGGCCCAACGCCCUAUUAAGACACUUUAUGUUGGUGUUGCCUUUAUUUUGUCAGUUACCUGUACAACUCACACAGGAUUAUAUGUAAAGUGUAUUUGGCUAUUUAUUAUUUCAAACUAUGUUUAGGUAGAUGCCAAGUGCCAUUUUCAUUGGAUUGAUCUUACACAAAAGGGGCUAUUGGGUUCUAACAGUUCUGUCAUCAUGGAUCUGCCCUGUCUCUGUACCCUCUUGUCAAACAUUUGUGUGUUCACCUCACAGACAAUGCAAUACCCAUCAAAUCGUGGUUCAGCGACCCAAGCGACACAGCUCUACUUAACCUGCUACCCAUGCUAGACGCACUUAGGUAUGUCUCAAAGAUGUUACACCUGUGAUGAGCUGCCAAGAUGAGUGAUACCUCUCAUCAUAACUCAUGAGUAUGUUGAUUUUCCAUAGUAAUGUUUGUUUCUCUUUCUAUUCCCCUCUGUUUGUCUUCCUCUCAAUAUCAGGUUCACCUCAGAUGUCCGAUCUGUCCUCAGUCGAAACCUCCAUCAGCAUCGGCUAUGGGGAUUCAUCCAUCGGAGCUAGCAUCAGCAGCUCCACUGCCUCUCUUUUUAGAACGCCUUCUCUCCUGGUUGUUGCACGACCCCUUCCUCUGCUCUGCCCACAUCUCCAUGGUGUGACCCUUUUUAAGAAGAGGGAGGACCAAGACUGGGGGCCACAAAUACAGAGGUGGGCGCUACGUAUAAGGAAAAGUGGAGAGGGCCAGCUUUCUUUUUCCUGAAUGGAAACUCUUGCCUUAGUCCUUGGAUUCUGGGAAUUCAAGUAUGCUUGCAUUAGUUACAUUUUCUUUUUUUUUGAUGAAAUAUGAAGUAUUUUUAACUAUUGACUAAGGAAAUACUGAUGAUAUGAGACUAUAAAGAAACCAGUCCUUCCUUAUUUCCCAUCCCAUCUUAUUAUCGUUUAUGCCCCUUGAACGCAACUCUCUCCACUACUAUACCCAGUCUAUCAUUCUUUCUCAACAUUUCUGUAAAUCUUUUGCUUUUAUCAUCUACCUUCUCAGGUAACUGUCAUUUUAAUAGUUUGGUUCUGGAGUUAAGUUAAGAUUAAGGAACAACUAAUAGAUAACUGAUCAACAAGCCUAAAUAGAACUGAAGAUUUACUCAGUGGUUAGGGAUGGACUGGGUCGGGCCAGGUUGGCAAUAUCUUUCAAUUAUUGGGAUGUGUGGAUUUUUACAAAAGGGUUGAACAGGGUGAUAUGAAGUAAUUUGAGUUAUUUCUCCCUUGUUGAGAAAAUAUUUUUUACUCUAAAAUAAUUUGUUCUAUUCAGAGAUUUACAAAAAUAACUGAAAAUUACUUGAAUGUUGUUUAGUUGAAAGAGAUGUAAGAUUGUUAACGUACUUCUCCAUCCACAGAGCAAAGAUGGGUUUUCUUUUUGAUUAUUCAACAAGCUUUCUAUUCAUGAGUGCGUGUUCUUCCUUGGACUUUUUAAAGCCUGAUUUAUACCCAUUCACUUUCAACCAUGUACACAUUAUCACAUGUACUUUAAUGUAACCCCAACAUGCCUGCCCAUUGAACAAUGU